AUGUCCGAAUUCAAAGCGUUCAAGAAAGCUGACUUGGCUAAAGUCGCUCGCAAGGUCGGCAUUUCGGUCAGGUCCAAGGACACGAAGCAAUCGUUACUCGAAAAAAUUGAGUCUUUUAUCGACGAGCAGCCCGAGAAAGCAAAGGAAUUGAUCGAGUCUGCGGGCCUCGAAGACGAGGUCGCCACUUUGAUCGAAGACGAAGAUGAAGAGGAAGAGGAGGAACACGCUGCUGCCGGUGCUGAAGACGACGAGGACAAGGACUACAAUGCCCCAGCGCCCAUUUCUUUCCAGGAGUGGGUGAUCGACCCAGCAAUCGACCUUUUCGAAAACGCUCGUUCCAAGGUGUUGGACUUCACAGACUCAAUUGGCCUCACCACCUUGGAUAUCAACGACGACGUGAGAGAACUGUUGUCGAGAGUGGUUGCUUUGAACUACUUGGAAUUGUUAGCUGAAGCCGUUUUCUUCACUUACACCAACGUGCCCAUUGUGCCUAUCAAGCGUAACAACUCAAUCCACCAGGUGUUUAAGGACAACAUUCCAAGGUUGCAAUCAAGCAAUUUGCCUUCCCCUGACUUUUCUGCCUUGAUGGAGUUCAGUGUGUUGUCAGUGUUUGGAAAUUGGAUCAUCUACGCUGUCUUGUUACCCUUGGUGAUUUCUUUCUACGUUAAUUUCUCCAGAAGAGUCGUGGUCAUCCAGGACGAAGACGACGAAGAGGAUGACAUUUCAUUUGUGGUUAGACUUUACAAGUACGAUCCUUUUGUGUUCGCCUUGGCCAAGGUGUUGAUCUACUACUUUAUCCUCCAGAAUGGCGCUUUGUCUACUCUCGAAAGCUACAAGACCAUCUUCCACGCUUUGAAGAACCACGCUGUCAUUCAAUUGGGUCUUUACCACCAGUUCAUCUCAGGCUUGGGUAGCUUCCCCAUUGUCAUUGGUCUUGCUAAUGUGGCCAUUGGACUCUACUCUCAAUUUGAGGAUUUCUAA
Molecule: messenger RNA, 981 nt
Organism: Candidozyma auris
Lineage: Eukaryota; Fungi; Ascomycota; Pichiomycetes; Serinales; Metschnikowiaceae
Exons: 1
Coding region: 1-981 (326 amino acids)
Cellular component (GO): membrane
Source: RefSeq, a predicted model, not a curated record